AGUAAGAAGAAAGAAAAUAGACACAACGCAGAAAUGCCGGGCCUCACUAGGGUUUAAGGCUAAGCCCCCCUGGAGAUCACUGUAAAUCCUUUCGCAUUUUCAAUUUCUCAUUUUUCACAAUAAUGGCGACUUCAAUAUCUAUGCUCUCAAGAAGACUCUAUCGUUCACUUCUCUCAAACCCUAGAGUUUCUCAGAUGUCAAUGCCUUUCUGCACUAGCAGCAUCUCCUCCCAAGAAGGCUGUGACUCGGAGGCAUCCAGCCUCGACUCUGACAGAGAUACUGUUCCUGACUCGCAAUCGCCAUCAUCAUCACCAUCUCAAAGCUCCGGUGAGCAAAGAGCGGUUUAUGAUGCACCUCUUGAGAGCGGCCUCGAUAUGGGCAUUUACAAGGCUAUAGUGAUGGGGGAGGUAGGGCAGAGUCCUGUCCAGAAGAAGCUGAAGAGUGGGAGGACGGUGACACUUUUCUCUGUGGGAACAGGAGGAAUCCGGAACAACCGAAGGCCAUUGGAUAAUGAAGAUCCUAGGGAGUAUGCAAACCGAUGUGCAGUUCAGUGGCAUCGGGUUUCCAUUUAUGUGGAAUUGCUAGGGAAUCUUGUCAUAAAGCAAGCUCAACCUGGGUCAAUUGUUUAUUUGGAGGGGAACUUGGAACCAAAAAUUUUCUCUGAUCCUAUAACUGGUCUAGUUCGACGAAUAAGAGAAAUAGCUAUUCGUCGAGAUGGCCGCAUUGUGUUUCUGGGAUCAGAAAAAGUCCGUGAUGCUGAGCAACGGACAUCUGGCGAUAUAAGAGGUGUUGGCUAUUACUAAAAGGAUACGUGGAACCUGGUGAUUCAUUAACAUAAUGCACAGAUAUAUAAGCUUUGCCUUUGGUAAUUAAGUUUAGCGCACAAAAACUUGAAGCCCGGAAAAAUUUGAGAUGGAAAUUUGAAUUCUAUGAUAGAAGUAGCCUUUUCUUGUCUACUUUGGUAUAUUGUCUCAGUAUAAAGAGGAGCAAAGAAGCCAGCAGAUUGAUUGAUCUUGACAAGAUCACUUGAAUUUUGAUGAUUGAUGUUAAUGUUAGGGUUUCGAUUCCAAGUGCACAAAGAAGCCAGCAGAUUUAUUGUUCUUGAGAAUAUCACUUGAAUUUGAGUUAGAUGAUUGAUGUUAAUGUUAGGGUUUCGAUUCGAAGAGCAGCAAAGACGCGGCAACAUAUCAAUUGUUCUUGCCAAUGUUAUCUGAUGAUUGAUUUCAAAUUUUCAGGAUGCCAUCAGCUUGAAGAA
Messenger RNA from Carica papaya (papaya), 1255 nucleotides. RefSeq names its product Nucleic acid-binding, OB-fold-like protein. The record is from RefSeq and is a predicted model, not a curated record. Gene Ontology annotation, cellular component: mitochondrial nucleoid. Lineage: Eukaryota; Viridiplantae; Streptophyta; Magnoliopsida; Brassicales; Caricaceae. Gene Ontology annotation, biological process: positive regulation of helicase activity; mitochondrial DNA replication. Gene Ontology annotation, molecular function: single-stranded DNA binding.